This is a messenger RNA of Xiphias gladius (swordfish), 1267 nucleotides long. RefSeq names its product cd7 antigen-like (gene cd7al). Gene Ontology annotation, molecular function: signaling receptor activity. Bases 140 to 856 code for a protein of 238 amino acids. Gene Ontology annotation, cellular component: membrane. Gene Ontology annotation, biological process: adaptive immune response. NCBI's taxonomy places the organism in Eukaryota, Metazoa, Chordata, Actinopteri, Istiophoriformes, Xiphiidae. The transcript is spliced from 4 exons. The record is from RefSeq and is a predicted model, not a curated record.
CCUGCUUUGAGGUCAAGAACAAUAAAUAGAGCGAGCCCGUCCAGAAUGUCUCACAAGAGGCUGAAUGAAGUCAGAGGAGUACAUUAUGACUUAGCUUUGGCGCACCUUAGUGCUUUUAUAACUGAAAGUGGCCAUUAAGAUGAACCUUGCAGGCAUUCUAAUUUUCAUUCAGCUCUUUCAAGCCCAUGCAGAGUUGAUCUUUAGGCGCCUGACGGAGGACCAGUCACUGGAGCUCUCCUGCUCCUUUCAGCAGGACCUCAGCAGCCCGACAGGCCUCCACCUGUACCACCGCAGUGCCCAGAGCCAGACCACGCUGCUGUCCAUGGCUGAGGACGGCAAGCUCAGGGUCGACCCAGAGCACAGGGCGCGUCUGCACCUCCGUGGAGGACUGGACUCCCGGCAGGUCAAUGUGACCAUAUCCCGCUUACAGCACGGUGACACAGGGCUCUACAUGUGGGAGCUGAGCUACGGAGAGGAGGACAGCCCUGAGCUCAUCCUCUGUGCUCAAAAGGCUUUCUUGCAGGUUGAGGGGGCAGGGAGGCCGUUCCAGUGCUCUCGCCAUUACCUUCCCGUGCUCUUGACAGUCUUCGCAGCAGCGGGGCUUGUUGUGCUCUCACUCAGCUGGCUGGCCAGAGAGAUGUGUGUGAAGGUGAGGCACCAUCACAGAGGACAACCUCCUGUUCCCAUCUAUGAGGAAAUGACCAGGAAGCAGCAGAGCGCCGGAAUCCCCCAAAAUAACCUCGAGGCCCCCACACACCUGGAGGAAGACAACUCCCCCGUGUACGCUAACCCCAACAUCCGAAAACCACAGGAGAACUAUUAUGCAUGCCCCAGACAGCUUGCCCUAAGAGCCUGACGUGACUUCUGGUGUCGAACUAAUGGUGCGGCAACCCUGCACAGGAAAUGACACCAGCUCUGCUGCAAAAAUACAAUCAGAGCCGCAGAGCAACACCCAUGCUCAUGGUGAGCCCCUUAUCCAGGAAAUAAAGAUCUCAGUGUGGUGGAACAAACUCAGAGAGAUAAGCACCAAAUAAUCAAUUGGGACAUUUUUAACAGCCAAGAAAAAAAAAAAAGCUAUUUUAUUAAUAUUUGAAAGAAGCUCCAUAGUUCAUGAAAACAUUUGUUUCGGUGCAUGUCAUUUAACAAUCACAUUCUAUGAGGAGAAAGAGAUAUACAGAGAGAAAAAAAUAAAACAUUACAAGCCACUGACUUCUCAUUAAAUCUCAGUACAGACAUUUUUACUUAAUAUUUCAAAAACAAAAAAGGC